AUGGACCUUAAACUUUCACAAAUAAAGCGCGCGGGUAGGGGUUGGCCGGUUCCUUUUGGUUUAGUUAUGAAAAGAAUCGGAAUUGAACCAAGAUGCAAUGAUUCUUCUAAUAAUGGAUCCAUUAGAUUCAUUACCAGUCUACAUAAAGCCAGUUUGGUCAGGAAUUUCAGAAACACUUUCAGUCUCUAUAAUCAGUUCUAUUAUAAACUACAAAGAGAAGUGUGUGUUUUACCAGUUGUGGAUUCACCAAUUAUAAUCAAAACCUUAAAGUACAAUUCCCCUCAGCAGCCAAUGUUUAGUGUUGUAGAUACUUCUCUUCAUUACAGAUCUGUUGUUCAAGAAAAUAACUUUACAGAUGUAUCCUUUUCAUCCUACCUCAAACCCAAAGAUACUAAACAGAAUUCCCAAGAAAAUGAUACUGAGAUAAGCAUUUUUGAUGCCCAGAAGUACUUCAGUGAAAACAAUGAUCCAAAAGAUAGAAAAAUUUCUAUUACAAGUCAGAAAGAUGCGUCAGAGCCAUCUGAUGCAGUAUCAGUUCCAAGAUUGUCAUCAGUUUCUUCUAUUGAUGGAUAUGGAAGGAAUUUUCAAGCACGAUCUUUCCAUGCUACGCCUACAGCAUCGUCUGAGGCCAGUUGGAAUAGCCAGACGGGGCUUUUGGCGAAUUCUCCAGGUUCCAUUGCAGUUAAGCUGAAGAAUUUUCCACCUGAUCAUGGCCAGAAAAGAAGUUCUAAUGCCAAAAAAUGGACUUUUGGGAGAAAAUGUUGCUGCAGUGGGAAGAAAUGUGUACAAGUUAAAGAAGAAAGAUCGGACUCAGAACGUGUUGUGUAUGCAAAUAGAGAGAGCCAUAAGUCCAGAGAUAUGGCAGGAAAGGCAAGAAAUAUGUCCCUCAAAAAUUCAGUUCCAAACGAAAUGAGGGAAAUGCAACAGAAAGUGACAUCAAACCCUCAAAAGAUUUCAUCAGAGAAUCAUUUUGCAUCUACCCCGGCAUUUCCACAACGCGUAUCAUUAUCAGGAAGGCCUUUUGGUGAUGGCACCGGGGGGUUUUCUUUCCCUAUUUUGAGCCCUUCUAUCCCGGCUACUGUGCCUACGUUGAAAGGAAUAAGUCCAAAACUAGUUAGUCCAUUAGAAGAUCCACCUCGCGACUCGUUGGAAGUUUUCCAACCAACAAGGACAUCAAUUUCUAGAACUCCAAUGGAUCCUCAACGAGGUCUAAUUGGAGGUUUUACAAUGCCAGGAAGCCCCAUAUCUCGAGUUGCAGCCACAGACGACGAUGUGGGAAGUGAUGCAAGUUCAGAUUUAUUUGAAAUUGAAAGUUUUUCGACUCAAACAACAUCAUAUCCAAUGUAUCGAAGGAGGGAUUCGCUUGAUGACAAUCCUACAUUCAAUGCAAGAAGAUUCGUAUCUUCCAAUGGCAGUGAAAGUACUUUUUACGGCAGGAGGAGUCUGGAAGAGCAUCAAACACCGAGCAUUACUGCAACCGAGUGUUGCGCACCAAGUGAAGUCAGCGUCGACUGGAGUGUCACCACCGCCGAGGGCUUUGACAGAGCAAGUGUAACCAACUUCUCCAUCUCUGCCUCAGAAAUUGGACAUGUAGCAUUUUUACGGCAAAGAUUGGAGGAGAAAAAUGGCGAAGCCACCUGCAGCCACGGCACUGCUGGCAAUGAAGCUAAGAGGAAGGGGAACGGAUUAUUGAGCUGUCGACAUGAGAAGGCGGUGAGCGUGGGGCCACAGCCCGUAAAACUCGUGCCGGAUGGCCUACCGUUGCCAUUGAUUUCCACAACAGGCCACAUGAAUGGUAGGCCACAGAAAGCAAAUAAGCCACCACUUGCAAGUUCUUACUCUACUGGCUUGUCACUUGCUUUUGCAGCAUGAGAUUUGAAAAGCCUUAUCAAUAGCACGAGAACGUGUCUAUCGUCCAUUCAGGUUGUUUUUUCAAGUCUUUUUAAUGUUUUAUGAGUUCAAAUGAGUAAUAAAUUAUAAGCAGAGUGUAAUUUAUUUGAUGAUUCUUUUUGAAAAUUCCUAGUACAUAUCUAAAAUUGAUUCGAUUUUAGGAUUGGAUUAUUGAAGUUGAAAUUUUUGUUUUGAUUCAAGUACUUCAGCAUUGAUAGAUGGGAUAAGAUUAUGGUAUCCUUUUGAAGCAUGUUAAAAUCUUGUUUGAACAGUUUUAAUCUAAGAUUUCAAUUCUUUCUUCGGAGUUAAAUUUGUGGAUUUCCAGACAAUUUACAUUGACAAUGUAGAAAUCUUGGAUAAACUCUUACAUGGUAUGCAGAA
Olea europaea var. sylvestris is the source of this 2271-nucleotide messenger RNA. RefSeq names its product protein PHYTOCHROME KINASE SUBSTRATE 4. Gene Ontology annotation, biological process: phototropism. Lineage: Eukaryota; Viridiplantae; Streptophyta; Magnoliopsida; Lamiales; Oleaceae. The transcript is spliced from 3 exons. The coding region runs from base 1 to 1872 and encodes 623 amino acids. The record is from RefSeq and is a predicted model, not a curated record.